Messenger RNA from Leptopilina heterotoma, 2593 nucleotides. RefSeq names its product hrp65 protein-like. The transcript is spliced from 9 exons. Gene Ontology annotation, biological process: regulation of DNA-templated transcription. Gene Ontology annotation, molecular function: RNA binding. Gene Ontology annotation, cellular component: nucleus. The record is from RefSeq and is a predicted model, not a curated record. Lineage: Eukaryota; Metazoa; Arthropoda; Insecta; Hymenoptera; Figitidae. Bases 9 to 1805 code for a protein of 598 amino acids.
AACAAAACAUGUCGGAAGAUACAAAGAAUUCGGAUUUAAAACCUAAAUCUGAAAAUAAUGAUAAUUCGAAUCAAGGAGGAGGAGGAGGUGGUGGUGGUGGUGGACCACCAGGACGUGGUGGUCGUGGUGGACGACGAGGCGGCGGCAUCGGAGGCAAUAACCGAUUUUCCGGUGGACGCGGUGGAGGAAUGGGCGGUGGUAUGGGAGGAAUGGGAGGCGGCAGAAACAUGGAUGGAAAUAUGAAAAUGAGUGAAUCCAUGAUGGAGGAAAAUAUGGAAGGAGGAGGAAUGGACCGUGGUGGUCAAAUGGGUGGAAUGGGGGGAGGAAUGGGACGUGGUGGAGGUAUGCGAGGAAGAGGUCGCGGUGGCGGCGGUCCCGGAGGUCCAGGAAGAGGAGGAAUGGGAAAUAUGAUGUCACAGGAUGACCGUUUAUUGGAACGAGUAAUGAGCAUAAGUGGUCCAACACACGAAUUACCGCCCCAGGAUUGUACAGAAAAGAAAUUCAACGGCAGAAAUCGUCUUUACAUUGGUAAUUUAACUAAUGACGUGACCGAAGAUGAAAUGAAGGAAAUGUUCGCUCCACAUGGCGAAGUUUCGGAAAUUUUCAUCAAUAAGGAGAAAAAUUUUGCCUUCUUAAAAAUGGAUUAUCGAUUAAAUGCGGAAAAAGCAAAGCAUGAAUUAGACGGCAGUCAGAGGAAGGGUCGCGCCCUUAAGGUUCGUUUUGCCCCCAGUUCCAGUGCGGUGAAAGUAAAGAAUCUAACGCCCUGGGUGUCCAAUGAAUUAUUGGAAAAAGCAUUCAGUGUUUUUGGUGAUCUCGAGCGAGCUAUUGUUAUUGUUGACGAGAGGGGAAAAUCCACUGGCGAGGGAAUCGUUGAAUUCUGCCGUAAACAGAGUGCACAAACAGCUUUGAGAAAAUGCAACGAUGGAUGCUACUUUUUAACAGCAUCGUUACGUCCGGUUGUUGUGGAACCUUUCGAGCAGCAGGACGAUAUCGAUGGCUAUCCGGAUAAAAAUUUACCAAAGAAAAAUCCGGAAUUUUAUAAAGCGCGCGAAGCUGGACCUCGUUUUGCUCAAAUUGGCAGUUUUGAACACGAAUACGGAACAAAAUGGAAGCAAUUACACGAAUUGUGUAAGCAGAAGGAGGUGGCUUUGAAACGUGAAAUGGUGAUGGAGGAGGAGAAACUUGAGGCGCAAAUGGAAUUCGCGCGUUAUGAACAUGAGACUGAAAUGUUGCGAGAACAAUUAAGAUUAAGAGAAGCCGAUCGCGAUAGACAAAAGCGUGAAUACGAAAUGAAGGAAAGACAAGUCGAGGAAGUUCGUACACGUGAGGAAGAGCAAAGACGGCGUCAACAAGAAGAAAUGACGAGUCGUAUCAGGAGACAAGAGGAGGAGCUUCACAGAAGACAACAGGAAAAUAAUUUGUUCAUGCAAGAACAAGCAAUGAGAGGAAGCGGUGGUGGAGGUGGAGUAAAAAAUUACGAUUCAAUCGGAAACAAUGACCGUGAAGGCUAUGGAACGACUGAUGGUGGAAACAACAUGCCAAUGGACCCAAAAUCUUUUAUGGAACAGUAUAACAAUAUGGAUCGUGGUGGUGGCGGCGCACGGGGGGGUUUCGACGAUCGGGGACAAAUAAUGGACUUAAUGGAUAUGAGGGUUGAUAUGGGAGGAAGUGGUGGGGGUGGAGGAGGAGGAAUGGGAGGUGGCGGUGGAAAUAACCGCGGAGGUGGAGGCGGCGGUGGCCGUUGGCAGGGUGGAAACGAUCGUAAUCGUCAAGACGAUUUUCCCAAUAAGAGAAGACGUUAUUAAAAAAAGAGAACUUGUCUUUUUAACGAAAGAAAAAAACCAGAAAUAUGAAGAUUUUUUUUAUCUUCUCAAUGAAACAUUUAAUCGAACUUUCCCCGAUUAUCAUUAUUCUCUUACUCAGUAUUUUGUACUACUUGUGAGAGAGAAAAAAAGAGAGAGAUAUAAACGAGAUUUUUUUUCUUACAAGGGGGGUGAAAUUCUUUUUUUAAUAUUCAAGAUACUUCCGAUGAACAAUCAUUACAAGUAUCAAUCAAAAAAAAAAUUGAACACCACUGACUUUUAGUGAAAUUUUUUGAUUUAAAAAUUAAAAAACUUAUUUAAUUAAGUUAAAUUUAAAUCUAAGUCUUCUUGGCAAAUUCCUCGCUUCUGAGACCAAAUGAUUUUAUUCUUUGGUUUAGUGGAUUUUCUUCUUUAUAUUCUUAAGACGAUAAUUUUGCUUUAUUGUUUUAUAUAAUUGCGUCUAACAAUUUAUAAAAAAAACAGCUAUUUAAUGAUAUUAAUUAACAGAAAUAUUUUACUUCACUGAAUGGUAAAAUAUCAAUUUUUUACAUGUAGAAUAAUAAUUCUCUGGUUUUACUGAAAUACGUUUUCAAUAUUUAGGGAUCAAAUGUAUAGUUUAAUUUUGUUUUGUAUUAAGUAUUUAAAAAAAAAACAUUAAAACCCUUUACAAGUAAGAUUAAAUGUGAAUAAUAUUGUAGCACAAAAUUUAAUAGUGCUACUUGUUUCCUCCAUGUGACAAUUUUAGAUUAAUUCGUUUUAUUAAUAAAGACAUAAAUUAAAUAUUUAUGGAA